AUGGCUACCGAUGCUCUCUCUCGCACUGACAAAUCCAAACGCCGUCCCGUCACUCCUCAUCUUCCUCAUCUCAAGCCUUUGAGCUCCCGCGGCCAGUUCCAGUCCGGACAGCCUGAAGCGGGUGUGCCACGGCGCUGGGCUGGGCGAGAGAUGGCGAAGAAUUUCUUCGGCCAUGCACCCAUGCAGCAGUUUCUUUCGAUUGCUUUUCCAAGUGUCGCUUACGUGGCUCCGGAUGAGGAUGACCUGAACCGCUACAAGACACUGCUCCGCGCGAUCCCUGCUGGACUCAAUAUCCUGGAGCGUGAUAUGUAUGGCCCAUUAGUUACUGCCGUUACCGAUAUUGCCGCGGAUGUGAGCCACCAGCUUCGCAUAGACAACUCCUCGUCGAAGAGGGGCGAGGUAUGGCCCGGUGGACCUACCUUGACUCCAGACGUAACGAUACACACCCUUGAUACAAUGGAAAAGAGUUGGGCUCACGGUAUCAGCUUCCUGGAGGUGAAGCGGACCACGAAAGAAGAUCCUCUCUCUCUCAGCGAAGACUCUCAGUCUAUAAGCCUCCACAACGCUCUGAACGACUAUGGAAAAGGCGGGCUAGAUACCACUGCAUGUCGUCCUUUCCGCCCCGAUGCCAAGGCUAGGAGACUCGUGCGCGAUGGCUACAACAAAGCUCUGAAAACGCGUAUUAUGGAAGAAUACAAGCCUCUUACUCCGGGCAAGGACUAUGUGGACGAAGACUGUCAGUUGACACAUCAAAACUUCCUAUCCGCGAUCGACAAGGCUCUGGGAGAGGGUGAAUGGCCUCAGGAAGAUAAAGCUCAGGUCUUUACACCCGCAGGUAGACCGAAGAACGAGGACAACAAGGAGAUUAGCCGCAUGCUUUCCUCAAAUAUUUCCCAAGUGCUGUCGCCGCUCCCUUUUGCAGACAGCAAUCUCGGUAGUCCCCCGUCUAAUCGGUCUCCUAGGGCAGGUGAGAUAGGAUCGGCUGCAAAUCACUUGGAGACGCGAUCGCAUGCUCCGGUGCAAGUCCUGUCCGAGUCUUCGACUGGACCUGGGAUGGCCGCUGACCCUAGGAGCUCCUGCCCGGCGCCCUCCCAAUCCGGCAAUGCGACUAUUCCGCCUACGCGUGGUGGACCUGAGGAGCCGGCCGCUGCGAGCUCCUCCAAAAUGCGAUCCAAGUCUGGCGACGUACUGUCGCGACCCAUGUCCGAGCCUUCGGCUACGUCUGGGAGGCCUUCCGCGGCCGGCGGCUCGCAAGCCUCAUCUCAGCCUGGCAAUACACUGCUCCCCAUGUCUUCUAGUGCUCAGAGUAAGCUGUCGACAGUAUACUCGUCGGCGACGCGAUCUCGAUCUGACGCGCUACUCUCCGUUGCGUUGAGGAACUCGGAAUCCCGACGCAACUUGCCGUCCAGGUCGACGGCCCUUGUCGCACCGGAAGCUGCCCAGGUAGGAGCGGAACCAAGGUCCCCGCUUGUAGCGGCUGGUGACGUUCCGUUGCUGUCCGGAGUUCCUCAGCCCGCCCACUCAUCUCCGCCUCGCGUGAGUGGAAGUUCUCAGAGCGUCUGGAGAAGGAGUGAAAGAACAAGCGAUGCCCCGCUCGACACUUCCAGCAAAGUCCUCCGCUCUCGAGAGGGGCUCGCCGGUUCCUCCAGCGGGGCUGGUGGCACGAGAUCAGUCCAUUCCAGCAGAAGCCAGGGAGGUGCUUCAAGUUUGAAGAGGAGAGGAGAACAAUCGUCCGGAUCUGCGAAGCCCAGUUGGAAGUAG
Messenger RNA from Gloeophyllum trabeum ATCC 11539, 1761 nucleotides. RefSeq lists its product as uncharacterized. The coding region runs from base 1 to 1761 and encodes 586 amino acids. The transcript is spliced from 4 exons. The record is from RefSeq and is a predicted model, not a curated record. Lineage: Eukaryota; Fungi; Basidiomycota; Agaricomycetes; Gloeophyllales; Gloeophyllaceae.